Molecule: messenger RNA, 483 nt
Organism: Nicotiana tabacum (common tobacco)
Lineage: Eukaryota; Viridiplantae; Streptophyta; Magnoliopsida; Solanales; Solanaceae
Source: RefSeq, a predicted model, not a curated record
AUGGCCAGCUCAGCUCGGAGGCCUUUGGUCUCUUUUUCCAUUUGCUCGUCGAGAAGCCUGAGAGAAUUUUUCUCCUCGGCAACUAGAUGUAAAGAAUGCAUUUCUGCAUGGACAUCUACCGGAGGAGGUGUACAUGAGAGUCACACUACACUAAUUUCAGAAAUCACUGAUAAACUAGGUAAGGAGUUUGCUAUGAAGGACCUUGGCCCUUUGCACUUCUUCUUAGGUAUUGAGGUCACCUACUUUACUGGAGGCAUUCAUCUGAAUCAGAGUAAGUAUACUGCAGAAUUACUUUCCAAGACUAGCAUGGCACUUGCUAAGCCAAUAAGCACACCUCUAGCACAGAAGCAUGGUCUACAAGAAGCUGUGGAUAAUCCAGUUGAUGUUUCACUAUACAGAAGUAUUGUUGGUAGUCUGCAUUAUUUGACUCUCACAAGGCCAGACAUAGCUCAUGCAGUAAAUUUAGCAAGUCAGUUCAUGUAA